Messenger RNA from Phanerochaete carnosa HHB-10118-sp, 1646 nucleotides. RefSeq lists its product as uncharacterized. Lineage: Eukaryota; Fungi; Basidiomycota; Agaricomycetes; Polyporales; Phanerochaetaceae. The transcript has 3 exons. The record is from RefSeq and is a predicted model, not a curated record. The coding region runs from base 327 to 1472 and encodes 381 amino acids.
CUUGCCAGAGGCUUUCGACAGUCAAAGACUCGAAAAGUCACGUAGUGUAACUAUCAAACUUUUGCAUCGCCCAGUGAUGCGAAUUGCUGUCGUACGCUUGUGGUGCUGUGCGCGCUACUCAUCGCCGCUGUCGUUCACUAGGUCGGCUACAUUCACUAAUGACCCCGCAAGACGGGCGCAUAUCAACACCAAGGCUACACAAGCCCGGAGCUAUAUAAUGGUUCGAGUGAUCUAAUACCGCCCGGACCGAAGAGGUAUUUGCUCGUAUAUAUACCCUCUAGUCGAUGCCUUCUUGUUCCCAGCUUCGUCCACACGACGGUCUCAUCAUGAAAUCUCUCUUCAGCAACGUCGCUCUCUUCCUGCUUAGCCUGACGCAGGCGCAGGCUGCAGUCCAUCGCCGCCUCUCGUCUCAGCCGACUGUCGGCACUCUCCACCGCCGCACCUACUUCUAUGCAGGCGGAGAGUUUGCACCUCAGAGUCCGUCGGUAAUCAGUCACGGACAGGUGUACAUUGAGCACCUUGUACCAGCAAAUGUCACCCAGCCUCUCCCACUGCUUAUGGUGCAUGGGAUGGGAAUGACUGGCACGAAUUUCCUCAACACGCCCGACGGUCGCGUCGGGUGGGCGGAUCAUUUCAUGAGUAAGGGCUGGGAGGUUUACGUCAUAGAUCAGCCUUCUCGUGGGCGGUCGGCGUGGUCGGAGAGCACUGACGGAGACGUCAGCCUCCUGGACACAGAGAGCAUCGAGUCCCGCUUCACAGCUCCACAGGACUUCAACCUCUGGCCUCAAGCGGCUCUUCAUACCCAAUGGCCUGGAAAUGGAACGCUGGGUGACCCCAUUUUUGACGAAUUCUUCAAGUCGAUGGUGCAGUCUCUCAACAACGGCACGCAGGCUCAAGUGGAGAUUCAAGCCGCAGCGGCAGACCUGUUCAACAAGACCGGACCAGUGGUACUACUAAGCCACUCGCAGGGCGGCCCUAUAGGAUGGGUGCUGGCAGACGCAAGUCCCGCCAAUGUUCAUGCCAUUUUGGCGAUUGAACCCGCCGGCCCGCCCUUCAUGGACGCCGUCAUCGGCACCUCCCCCGACAACUUCUGGGGCAUUGCCAACAUCCCGUUGAAUUACUCGCCGCCAGCUACAUCCCCGUCCGACCUCCAGCCGACUAUCGUCUUCACAGACCCGAGCGUCAACUUCACCUGCUUCCAGCAGGGCGCUAACCCGCCACGGAAGCUCGCGAACCUGAUGGACAUACCGGUGCUAAUGGUGACGUCCCAGGCAAGCUAUCAUGCAGUAUAUGACAACUGCACGGCGGCGUACCUACAGCAGGCUGGUGUCAACGUGGAUCAUGUGCACCUGGAAGAUGUCGGGAUCAUGGGGAAUGGGCACAUGAUGUUCAUGGAGUUGAAUAACAUCGAGAUAGCGGAGAAGGUGCUUGAACCGUGGCUUGCAAAGACGAUCUCCGGAACGCACGAGUAAAGUUCUGUACUCAAUGCCGUUAGCAUGAUUCAAAGUCAAACAGAUUAUGCUCGCAAGUCACGGUUAAGUUCGUUGAAAGACUCUGCACUUGAAUUUGAGUCUCAUACUAGCUAACUUCUGACUGUGACAUCUAUCAGAAUAGUUGCUACGGGAGAGAAUUAAAUUUUUUUGCGU